Molecule: messenger RNA, 3283 nt
Organism: Loxodonta africana (African savanna elephant)
Lineage: Eukaryota; Metazoa; Chordata; Mammalia; Proboscidea; Elephantidae
Gene: PSMD1
Product: proteasome 26S subunit, non-ATPase 1
Exons: 25
Coding region: 117-3044 (975 amino acids)
Biological process (GO): regulation of protein catabolic process; proteasome-mediated ubiquitin-dependent protein catabolic process
Cellular component (GO): proteasome complex; nucleus; proteasome storage granule
Molecular function (GO): enzyme regulator activity
Source: RefSeq, a predicted model, not a curated record
AGGAGGUGACUGACUGGGCAGCUCACCCGGGAGCUAGCAGCGGCGGCGGAGCGAGCGGGCCCUGAGCUGACAGAUACACGGCGCUGCCGGGACGGCGGGCGAGUGCGGGCGCAGCCAUGAUCACCUCAGCCGCUGGAAUUAUCUCUCUUCUGGAUGAAGAAGAACCACAGCUCAAGGAAUUUGCACUUCACAAACUGAAUGCAGUCGUCAAUGAUUUCUGGGCAGAAAUUUCUGAGUCUGUAGACAAAAUAGAAGUUUUGUAUGAAGAUGAAGGUUUCCGGAGUCGGCAGUUUGCAGCCUUAGUGGCAUCAAAAGUAUUUUAUCAUCUGGGGGCUUUUGAAGAGUCUCUGAAUUAUGCUCUUGGAGCGGGUGACCUCUUCAAUGUCAAUGAUAACUCGGAAUACGUGGAGACUAUUAUAGCAAAAUGCAUUGAUCACUACACCAAACAGUGUGUGGAAAAUGCAGAUUUGCCUGAAGGAGAAAAAAAACCUAUUGACCAGAGAUUGGAAGGCAUCGUGAAUAAAAUGUUCCAGCGGUGCCUGGAUGAUCACAAGUAUAAGCAGGCUGUCGGCAUUGCUCUGGAGACGCGGAGGCUGGAUGUCUUUGAGAAGACCGUAUUGGAGUCGAAUGAUGUCCCUGGAAUGCUAGCUUAUAGCCUCAAGCUCUGCAUGUCUUUAAUGCAGAAUAAACAGUUUCGGAAUAAAGUACUGAGAGUUCUAGUCAAAAUUUAUAUGAACUUGGAGAAACCCGAUUUCAUCAAUGUUUGUCAGUGCUUAAUUUUCUUAGAUGAUCCUCAGGCUGUGAGUGAUAUCUUGGAGAAACUGGUAAAGGAAGACAACCUCCUGAUGGCAUAUCAGAUUUGUUUUGAUUUGUAUGAAAGUGCUAGCCAGCAGUUUUUGUCAUCUGUAAUCCAGAAUCUUCGCACUGUUGGCACUCCUAUCGCUUCUGUUCCUGGAUCCACCAAUACGGGUACUGUUCCGGGAUCAGAGAAAGACAGAUCGCCUACACAUUCUGCUCAGAAGAGAGUUGUCAGAUUAGUGACUGCUGGUUCUCUUCAUUUUAGUGAGUCGAUGGAAACAGAAGAAAAGACAGGCAGUGCCCUUGUAGGAAAGACACCAGAAGCGAGCCCAGAGCCCAAGGACCAGACUUUGAAAAUGAUUAAAAUUUUAAGUGGUGAAAUGGCUAUUGAGUUACACCUGCAGUUUUUAAUACGAAACAAUAACACAGACCUCAUGAUUCUAAAAAAUACAAAGGAUGCUGUACGGAAUUCUGUAUGUCACACUGCCACUGUUAUAGCAAACUCCUUUAUGCACUGUGGGACUACCAGUGACCAGUUUCUUAGAGAUAACUUGGAGUGGUUGGCCAGAGCCACUAACUGGGCAAAAUUUACUGCUACAGCCAGUUUGGGUGUAAUUCAUAAGGGUCACGAGAAGGAAGCGUUACAGCUAAUGGCAACGUAUCUUCCCAAGGACACUUCUCCAGGAUCAGCUUAUCAGGAAGGUGGAGGCCUUUAUGCAUUGGGUCUCAUCCAUGCCAAUCAUGGUGGCGAUAUAAUCGACUAUCUCCUUAACCAGCUUAAGAAUGCCAGCAAUGACAUCGUUCGACACGGUGGCAGUCUGGGUCUUGGUUUGGCUGCCAUGGGCACUGCGCGCCAGGAUGUAUAUGAUUUGCUAAAAACAAAUCUUUAUCAGGAUGAUGCUGUGACAGGGGAAGCAGCUGGUCUGGCCCUCGGCCUGGUUAUGCUGGGUUCUAAAAAUGCCCAGGCAAUUGAGGACAUGGUUGGCUAUGCACAAGAAACUCAGCAUGAGAAGAUUCUUCGUGGUCUUGCAGUUGGCAUUGCGUUAGUGAUGUACGGGAGGAUGGAAGAGGCUGAUGCUCUCAUUGAAUCUCUCUGUCGGGAUAAGGACCCAAUUCUUCGACGGUCUGGAAUGUAUACCGUAGCCAUGGCUUAUUGUGGCUCGGGUAACAACAAAGCUAUUCGACGUCUGCUCCAUGUUGCUGUAAGCGACGUUAAUGACGAUGUCAGAAGAGCGGCGGUAGAAUCGCUUGGGUUCAUUCUGUUCAGAACCCCUGAACAGUGCCCGAGUGUUGUUUCGUUGUUGUCAGAGAGUUACAACCCUCAUGUGCGUUACGGAGCUGCAAUGGCCCUGGGGAUCUGCUGUGCUGGUACAGGAAACAAGGAAGCAAUUAAUUUGCUAGAACCAAUGACAAAUGACCCCGUGAAUUACGUGAGGCAAGGAGCUCUCAUAGCUUCAGCUCUCAUCAUGAUUCAGCAGACCGAAAUUACUUGUCCAAAGGUGAAUCAGUUCAGACAGCUGUAUUCCAAAGUCAUCAAUGAUAAACACGAUGAUGUAAUGGCCAAGUUUGGUGCUAUUUUGGCCCAGGGUAUACUAGAUGCAGGUGGUCAUAAUGUCACCAUCUCCUUACAGUCCAGAACUGGACACACCCAUAUGCCUUCUGUAGUUGGCGUCCUUGUCUUUACCCAGUUCUGGUUCUGGUUUCCUCUUUCACACUUCCUGUCAUUGGCUUAUACUCCUACCUGUGUCAUUGGCCUUAACAAGGACUUAAAGAUGCCAAAAGUUCAGUAUAAAUCCAACUGUAAACCAUCCACAUUUGCAUAUCCUGCGCCUCUGGAAGUACCAAAAGAAAAAGAAAAGGAAAAGGUUUCUACUGCUGUAUUAUCUAUUACUGCCAAGGCUAAAAAGAAGGAAAAAGAAAAAGAGAAAAAGGAAGAGGAAAAAAUGGAAGUGGAUGAGGCAGAGAAAAAGGAAGAAAAAGAGAAGAAAAAAGAGCCUGAGCCAAACUUCCAGUUAUUGGAUAACCCAGCCCGAGUUAUGCCUGCCCAGCUUAAGGUCCUAACCAUGACAGAGACUUGUAGAUACCAACCUUUCAAACCACUCUCCAUUGGAGGCAUCAUCAUUCUGAAGGAUACCAGUGAAGAUACUGAAGAGCUGGUGGAACCUGUGGCAGCCCAUGGCCCAAAAAUCGAGGAGGAGGAACAAGAGCCAGAACCCCCAGAACCGUUCGAGUAUAUUGAUGACUAAGGGCCAGAGUCUCUCCUGUGCUCAUCCGAAGAAGAUUGUCCAGGCUCGUAUUGGAAACGCCUGUGAGGACAUUCGAGCUGAGACCUGCUAUCCAAUGCAUGUAUCAUCGCCUCUGUGCUGACCUGAACAAACUUGUCUCCAAGUCUUUGGUUGAAGAGAAGAUAUAUGACUAUUUAGUGUGCUCUUUCACAGAACUUGGUUUUCAAAUAAAUAUAUUAAAAUCUCCAGAUGAACAAAGA